GGAGGUGAGCAGGAGCCAGGCUCUUGAGUUUCCUUUCCAGCUCAGAGAGGAGCGGAGCUUCAUGACUGCAGGAUAGGGUUUAGGAAUUGGACACCUGGGUUUCAUUUCUCACUGGCACAGUCUAGUGGGGCAACAAAUGCAGGGGAGCUGUUCUUGGGGAGGGCCCCUGCCUGUUCCCUCAACCCUCAUGAUCAGGCCUGCCCACUCUGUCCUCACAGCAACCCCUCCAAUCCCCGCCACUAAGUUCCUCAGCCUCUGGGACCAGUUCAGACCCUGAGACUUCCCCGGUCAGUUAGGUGCACCUUUUUCUAGAGCUCCCCUCAUGGGGCAUUCUGGGCUUCAGUUUAAUUUUUCAGGGAUGUGAUAGUAUGAGUAGGCAGACCAGCUUUGCUCGGGCUUGCAGUGCACCAUUGCUUGGUCUUGACUGAUAGAGCCCAGUAGAUCAUAGAUCAACACAUGCAGUGCUCCUGCCUCUGGCUCCCUCUUUCCUGGGUGGGGAUGUUCCUUCCUCUGUAUCCUGGCAGGCAGGGACUUCCCCUCCAUCUUCAAUUUUCCUCACCUUGAGCUGGUGACUGAUAAGGCUCCCUGUGGAGAGCAGCUCUUGCCCUGUUAUAGCCUGGUGCUCUCUGUCACCAGACCUCCUGCUCAGCCCCAGUAAGUGACUUUGUUGUAAGGUGACUUCUCCCUGACAGACCAGUUCCCUGGGCAGGUGCCAGCCUGCCGUGUAAAGCAUCUCUGCUCCAGGGGCUGACAACCUUCUGAUAUUUUCAGCCCUGCGCCACUGGCACAUGGGACUCCAGUCUAAGAGGGAGGUAAAAUCCCACAGGGCAAGGCAGAAAGCCACUGGUUCAGAAUCACUAUGACAAUGCUGGUCCCUCCUCUGCCAUACCACCUGAGCUGGCUCCUUUCUGUGGCACCCCACUCCAUACCAUACCCCAAGACCUUGCUUCAAUGCCAGCAUCCCUGCUUAUUCUUCUAUGUAGUGACUGAAGUCUUUAACUCACUGUGGAUACCAGCCCAACAGCACUUGACAAAGUGAUGGUUUCCCUGCUCCUUUCCUGCUCUGAGCACAAGCCUACACCUUACGCCAGCACCAAAUAUCCAUGGAUUCGCUACAGGGCCAUUCCCCGCAGAGUCUGCUUCUCCCCCCCAGCCAGCCCUAGACAUCAUUCCUCCAGCAGAACCUACACUUUGUACCCUGUUUGCUCCACAACCAUGAUGCGGCUUUAUUGCUGUCUUAAUUAGUGACUGACUUUGCUGGGUGAGUGUGAUGCUAAUGGGUUAUCAUUGCAGGAAUGACCUUUUUUCUCUGCUCCUCAGCUACUAAUAGUCCUCCAAUGAUAUUGAUUAGUAAUUGCCACUUUCAUUAGACAUUCAUUCCAUUAGUACAACUGGGUGCCACCCCCACUGCUCCCCUGAUUUCUCAGUCUUGUUCUUUCAUUCCUGCUUUCUUCCAUCUGUCAUCUGCUUAUAGUCUCUUUUAUUCCCCUCAGCUCUGCUGCCUCUGCAUUGGUCUUGCCUCUCUCCCCCUUCAGACUCCCUUGUCCCCCAUUGUUUUCUAUCCUCUUCCCCGUUCCAGUCACUUUUUCCACCAUGAGAAUGGAUGUGGGGAGACCAAACUAUAGACACUGAGGGACCUGAAUUGCCAGUGAAAUUCGGACCCCUGUGUGUCUCUGGUUGAGCUCCCAAAAUCGCUAGUUGCUCGGGGAUUCUUGACUCUUAUUCUUGUGACAGUAGCAAUGCACAAAGUAAUAAUGGAAGAGUCCCUGCUUAUGGGGAAGCCAAGGAACACACAAGGAGCUGAAACACUGCACCCCUGGGCUAGAAAGGCACCGGCACAUAUCUCAAGAGAAACAUCAUCAACCAAAGAGGAGCAAAUUCUGUAGCCAGAGGGGCAGGAUCUGAGAAGUUUGCUCCAGCCCCAGGGAGAGCUGGGUGUUAUGGCUCACUCACCUGGCCUCACCCGCUGAGGCAACGUGUUUCCAUCACCUACAACAGUUUAAGUAACUGUUUAAGUGGCAGACUCUCAGUUUCCCAGAAUAAAAGCAGGUAUCUUGGAGUUAAGGAGGAUUAAUCAUUUUAGGUUGAUAUUUAUCAGCUGCUGCAGAUUUUGAUGUGACCCAGCAAUUUCAGAAAAACCUGCCUGCAUUUUAGAGCACUUUGAGAAGAAAAAGCAGGUCAUGGUGUGGGGUCUGUAUCUUGGGAUCCCCUGACCCAACAGCUCCAAAGUGCUCCAUAAGAUGUAAGCGAAGCCCCCCCACAGGCCCACCAGGCAUUAACCCCACACCGAUGUAUCUGGCAAGUUGAAGCCAUGAGUUAAGACAACCAAGAGGCUGGCGCCGAAGGCAAAGGGCUCCUGACAUGGCAAAGUUGGACCCUCGCAAUGCACCAGACAGUAACCUAAUACAGGAAUCAGUGGGCCAGGGAGCUAACAGUCUGUUUCCCCCAAGGGACAGUCAGCUGUGGGCAGGGUACAACAGCUGCCAGAGAAUGCCCAGCUAGAAAGGCAGCUACAGUGAGGGAGCCAAAGACCAAGGCCAGGCCCAGAAGCCAUCAGCUAAGAGAGACAAGAGCAGCAACCUAUGUGAGCAAUACAGAGGGGACCAGCAGGACCCCAGCCAACAAAGUAAAAGUAGCUAUGGGGCAAACACAUGGUCUAACAAGAGCCAUGGUACAAACAGGAAGGGGACACUGGCUCAGACCAGCUCACAGCAGUGUAACAAUGGGUGAGUGAGUGGGGCAUGAGCCCUGGAGGGUACCCCCAUACCCUGCACUUUCCCUGAAGUGGCUCUGACACUAGGGAGGGCAGAGCAGCAGUGGCAGAACGUGGGUGGUGGUUCACCAUUGCUGGGGGAGAUGUCAGCUCCUUUUUGCUGCCAAAUACCAGUGGUUUUUGGGCCUCUUGAAACAUGCCAGCAUCAAAGAAAGGAGGAGAUAUGACGUCUCUCUCAGCAGCAGCAGACUUUCAGUGUGUACCCUCUGCCCAGGUAACAGUAGUGGCUACAUAUGCCUCUGCCAGCUCACGUGCAGGACCUUGAGGCUGCAGUGGGCUGGUGAUUUAAAUGCCAUGUCCCUAGGAUGGGCUAUGUUUGAGUUAGCCCCUGGCUCCAGCAAGUCAUCAAGCACUUGAAUACAGGAUCAACAGCUGUUGAAAGAGAUAGCACCAGGAAGGAGACCUGGAGGAAGGGGCAUAGGCUGUAGGAGGAAACCCUUUGGGGGGAUGGAGGGUGGGGGCACCAGCAAGACAGACUGGAGGCACCUGGCUGGAGUGCUUGUCUGUCCUUGCACAUACUUCUCUUGCUAAAGAGAGAGUCCAGCUGCAGAAGGAUGGAGUCCUCCCAUGUCAUUACCCAGCAGGUGGUUAUCUGCUUGCACUAUGCAGCCAGCUUCGGGUGCUGGUGACUGGCUAAAGUCUCAGCAGCUCAAAGAAAGCAGCUUAACAUGGGCCCAGGCUAUAGUUCUUUCCUAGCAGCAGUCAAAACAAAGUAUCAUGCCAACUGGUACAUCUCAAAAUGGAGGCACUUUGGGGGGCUGGAUCUUGGGAACCCUCCAGUCUUGGUACCACUAACUCUACCCUCUCCCUAACACCCUGUCAUUGCUGCACACCCAAGACUUGUGCUCAGGUCGGGGGGGGUCCUACUGCAAGAGCUAGGGGGACCAGUAGAUCUAGGCAUAAUCCUAGAUUUGCAGUCCAGCCACACUUACUUAGUGUGAAUGUGUAUGUGUGGGACCCAUCCAUGCAGGGGGGGGGUGUGCGUGUGUGCGUGCACGCAGGAAUGGAGGAGGGGAGAGGAGGGACUGGAGCAGAAAUGAAGAGCCAUUCAUAAGCACCUUAAAUGUGCUUUCAGGCUGUCUCAGGACCUAGGGAGAGCUCUGACUGAGUUCCUCUAUGUAGACAUUUGGGGCAAGCUGAUAGUUCUCUCAGUGCCCAGAAGCUUUGUUUACUGUGUCUCCAAUUGCUACAGAGCUGCAGUGGCCAGUGUAGAGGUUAUGUGCAGGGAUGGUGGGCAGUUUGCUUAGUGGAUGUUACUGCCUUUCUCCAGGGGAUUGGGAGAGGGUGAGAAUCUGGUAUUCCACGUCAAGUGGAUCCAAGGCUUUGUGAUACUGAACAGCAGUUUCUCUAUUGACUGGAGUGGGUUAAGACCGGGCUUUUCACAUCACCUUAUUAUCCUAUUGGAGAUCCAACCUGGCAAAAAUAGAUCCUGUGCUUUUAUGUCCUGGCAGCUGGUGCCAGGAACAAGUUCUGCCAUGUAACAGUCCUUGUCUUGCACCUGCUGCCAUGUCCUGAGCAGCGUGAGCAGUUAGCUUUACACCUGGGCAUAGCUAAAGGGGCAGGGAAUGGGCAUACCAUGUUUGUGGGCACUGUGGGGAACACGCCUCUGGUGUGUUUUUCUCCUCACACCAACAAAAUUAAUGGCACUGAAAAGCAUGGCAUGUCCCAGACAGGGAAGGGCCUUACACAGCUGGGAGAGGCACGCAUAGAGAGCAACAUUUUCCAAGAUGUGCACCUAGAUCAACCUGGCCUGUGAUGCUGCCUUGCCUGAUGCACACAUCUCAAUAUGGUCUAUGGAAGCCCCUUGGCAGGGGAAGGGUUAAAGCUGAAAGGCACGACAUGGAGAGCCUGCUGUGCGUAAGGACUGUGGCUUGUAUUAUUCAUCUGCCAGUCUCCACCCCAAAGUUGGAUUAUUUAAGCAGAGGAAGGCAGGCAGGGAAGAGGGAGCCAGAGACGAACACAAAGGGGCAGGAGUAACUGGAGCACUUGGGAAGCAGGGGCACUCGCCAGCUCUCCCCCUGCGCUGUGGGCACAGCAGCAUCGGGCAGCUCCCCGGUGUGGGAGCCAUGUCAGCAGUGCCAGCGAGCAGGCUCUUGCAGAUGGGGGUGCUGGGCUACUUGCUCCUCUUCUCCUUCAUCUCCUUCACCUCCUCGGUCCGGGUGGACUUCACUGAGCACUGGAAUAAAGCUGCCAAGAUCAAAGUCAACCCCAGGGGCAACCUCUGGGCAACAGGUCACUUCAUGGGAAAGAAGAGUAUCUCAGGCCCUUCACACCUGGAGUCUCCAGAGGAUGCUGCCAUAAGCUCUGUCCCAAUGGCCUUCAGCCCAUCCCUCCGAGCCAUCCUGGAGGACAUGAAGGAGCUGCUUACCAGGGAACUCCUGAAAAUCCUCUUGCAAGAGAGAUUAUUAGAUGAGAACCAAGGAAAGCACAAUCUUGCUGACCAGGAGACGGGGUUGCUAAUGAAGGUGCUGGAGAAAUAUCUUUCAAACUGAGGAGGACCGGUGGCCGCCAUCAACAUGGAGGACUUGGGCCAGUGCCCCCGAUGGUCUCACUAGUUUACAGGGAAUGCCCAAGGGCAUUCCCCUUGCGGUGUACUGUGGCUGCGUCAUUUUUUGGUUAUUUAUUCUUACUGUAAUAUUGUUCCCAGAGAGUGCUUGGGGGACAAAUCCAGCACUUUCUAUAUAUUCCCCUCCCUUCCCCACUGUGGAUUCUGCAUCAUUGACGUUUAAAGAGCCCCUGUGAAUAAAACCAACUCUUUGCACAGCA
Molecule: messenger RNA, 5539 nt
Organism: Alligator mississippiensis (American alligator)
Lineage: Eukaryota; Metazoa; Chordata; Crocodylia; Alligatoridae
Gene: NMB
Product: neuromedin B
Exons: 3
Coding region: 4840-5265 (141 amino acids)
Biological process (GO): neuropeptide signaling pathway; positive regulation of hormone secretion
Cellular component (GO): neuron projection
Molecular function (GO): neuromedin B receptor binding; neuropeptide hormone activity
Source: RefSeq, a predicted model, not a curated record